UGAAUGAGUGUAUCUGUCUGUGUCUCACUGUAGAGUGUUCUACACUUACCCUAAUAUAAAAUGUUCAUGUUUAUAUCUAACUGAAAGACAAGUUGAUUUCAGAGAUUACAUGAUAGAAGGACAGUGUUUUAUACACCAUUCUAAGGAUAUAUAUUUUCUUUAUUUUUUUCGUGACCGGUGGCCGAGAGAUAAAGCUCGUGAGUGUGAAUUGUAUUGUUUUGAUGGUAUCUAGGAUUCUAACUUCUCUAAGUUCCAGAUACUCUUUGAAAAUUCGUGGUUCAUUUUUUGGGGAUUUCUGUGACCUUCUGAAAUACAUAUUCAAUGUGGGCUUUAAGUCUGUGGAUUUGUGUCGGCUGCUCUCUUCAUCGGUCGUUAGCCACGCCUGAGAUUACGGACUUCACAAAGGUGGUUACGGUCAAGGAGUGGACAACUGUCAACGAGGUCCUGUCAAAAAUAGAUUGUCACGACCCCGACGGAGACAAGACCACAUCCUCUGUCCUGUCCGUGAGUCCUAGUGGCCCCUGUAGUCAGUGCUUCGAAGUUCUGAGCUCACCGCCAAACGAAGUUCUUCAAUACAGAGCUGGAGUGGGCACCCUUGAUUUCCACGCGGCGCCCUCCUACCUUCUGACCAUAGCCUGCAGCGACCUCAAUAACGAAGUGGCGACAGAGGUCAUAGAGGUCAGGGUCGUCCCCAACUCUCCCCCACAUUUCGACCCUAACAAACUGAAAGUAUCCAUUGGAAUUCCCUCGAGCACGCCCGCAGGGUCCACCAUCUACCACGUGGACAGUCACGAUGACGAUGGGGACGAUGUCAAGUACUCUCUCAAGGUCACACCGACGUCGUCCGCUUCCAACUACCAGAUCGACCCUGUGACUGGGGAGAUCAAGACCAGAGUGGACAUGAGGACUGAGUGCAGGAACGAUGUCACCUUUGAGGUCACCAUGACCGAUGGACACCACACAGUCGGGCCGCUGGUGAUUGAUGGGAAAAUAAAUAAUCCAAAUGUUGCACCGACGGCCAGAAACUUGAACGCCGUAGUCCAAAUACCAGAAGAUGGUCAGUGGACACCGUUCACAAUGGACUUUCAUGAUGGUAACGGUGACCCCAUCACAUACACAGUUACAAGUACCAACCCAGCAGCACUGGCUCAGUUUAAAAUUGACGGAUCCAACCCCAGAAUUGAUGUGGCAUCUAAGCUGAACUACGAAGAUGCUUCUCGUAGAGAGACUGACUUGACCAUACAAGCAACUGAUGGAUUUUGUUCUUCACCUCCAUACCAAUUGAAACUCAAGGUGACUGACGUCAAUGAACCACCCCAGAUAACCCCUGCCCACUCUUCUAUUGAAGUCUGCGAAGGACUGAGAGAGAUUGACCCUGGCUACCAAGUUACUGACGAGGACACCCAGGACGUACAGCGAUGGUCACUCAGGCCGGACAUGUAUAAUGGUAACGGCUAUUUUGGCAUCGAUCCUGAUUCCGGACACCUGAAGACGCUCAUUGACUACGAUGUGGACCCCCCUGCCCUGAUGCCACCUAACCAGAUCUUUAAAGUCCAGGUCUCAGAUAAAGGAAAGCUUAACGCCACCGCUGAUGUCAGCGUGACCUUUGUCGACUGCAACGACAACCCUCCCGUGUUCGUCAACCACUUUUACACCUAUGCCACCACAGAGUGCACAGCUAAAGGAACCAAACUGGGAACUAUCCAGGCCACUGACAAAGAUAGUGCACGAGAGCAGAAUAACGUCAUCUACUAUCAAGGGUCUGGUGGCAGUGUCAGCGUCGGAACCGGUGGGGAGGUCAUCGUUCAAAAUCCUGAACCAGCGGGCACGGUCAUAACAUUCAACGCCUAUGCAUAUGACAGAGGUCAGACUCCAGGGCCUCUUAAGAGUAUCAACCCUACCGUCAUUAGUGUAAGAUUCACUCCAUGUCCAACCACUACGACAAGGACAACCACGCCGUCAACCAAAGCCCCCAACACAACCCAUACUACAGCCGCCUCGACAACCACCAAGAUCCAGAAGAAAGAGGACACCAACUUGCCUUGGAUUAUCCUCGCCAGCCUCCUUGGUGCUUUGAUGUUGGGCCUGCUGACAUUCAUGCUGUGGAGGUACGGCGACCUAAUCGUCAACUUCUUCAAGGGAAGAUGCUGCGCCGCUAGAAACUGUUGGACUCGCGAUAAACCAAGGCUGUUGCCAAGGAGACGCGGUCCCAUGCAGAAGGAUGUGGUCGAAAAGCUGAAUACGCCUGAAGUCAUUGAGCCAGACCCACCAGGACCAGGAUUUCUAUUCGGAUUCUGGAAAGAACGUUUCCCUAAUGACGAUUUUAAAAGCCAACCGGACCGUCGCACCCUGCCAGCGCCCGGGGAUAUGGACGACCACUACCCCCACACCAUCGACACGGGGGACAAAAUCCAAGACCCCCUCUCGGAAGCCGCUGAUGGGACAUCGUCCAAGAAAGAAUGCAGCGUCAUGUAAGGGGAAGCCAUUCCCAGGCUGCCUCUUUCAGAUUAGACCGUCCAUCUUGAUUCGAUUGUUCAACCGUUUAGCAUCUUGAAACAAGGGCAACUAAUUCAUCUUGUUGCCUAAUAAUGCAUAGAUAUAUAUAGAUACAGAUAUAGAUAUAGAUAAUUUAUUUGCUUAAUGUUUCAAACUGAUCUCACCUAUCAAUCAGUAAUUGUUCUAUAUGUAUGUAUAUAUAUUUGUAUGUAUAUAUAUAUAUACGUAUGUAUGUAUGGUUAGCUUGUUACACUCUCUCUAUAUAUAUCUAUUAUGUAUCUAAACGGAAUUGAUCAUCUCUUACUAUGGCAUCACAGUUAGAAAACCAGUGACUUGGCAGAAUUGAAGUCAUUGGUUAAUAUGCAUGACUAAAUGCAUGACGCGUAGGACGUAAUCAUCUUAUUUUUUGAAGUAACGUCUGUAUUAUAUAAGAUAAGAUAAGAUAAGAAUGAUAUUGGGUGCUUAUUAGGUAUUUCCAUUUUUUAAUAGCUAUAAGCUAUAACGCAACACCCAACUGUAUGCCGGGAAUCUUUGUGUAGUUGAAAAAAAAACAACACACGAUAUUUUAACAUUUUUAUCCAUCAAUUGAAAAUCAUGAAAUCAUUGAAGACACACUAAUUAAUAAUUUACUUUUAAAUCCAAUAAUACAGCGGUUCUCAACCUUUAAGGCUCGGCGACCCCUUUUUACAAUCCCCCACUCUGCCACGACCACCUUCCCCCAACACACACAUACAGCAAUAGUAGAAUAGACAAAAAUAAUUCUGUAUUUCGAUUGUCUUAGGCGACCCCUGGCAAAUCGUCAAUCGACCCCCAAGGUGGGCGCGAUCCACAGGUUGAAAACCCCUGCAAUAAUACAUUCACAUUCGAUUUGACAUGAAGCUUGAAACUUCUAGACUGAAAAGAUUUGUUCUUCUGAACCCUGAAAUAAUCUCGUCCUCUCUCUAUAUUUAUUUAUACAAAUUGAAAAUUCUCGUAUCAAAAAUAAAAGAACAGAUUUUAAUCUACGUGUGUCUUUUUUUUUCUUCCCAUUCUGUUCUGUGUAGAAACUGAAAGCUACGAGAAGCUAAUGUAUAAAUAUACUUGCUGUUUACACUUCUCUUGUGACCUUAAUAUUUGCAUGUUUCAAUGUCUCGACAUUUUCACGAGUCCACUAUCUCUAUGGGUGUUAAAGGGUUAAAAUUAUAUAUA
Molecule: messenger RNA, 3684 nt
Organism: Biomphalaria glabrata
Lineage: Eukaryota; Metazoa; Mollusca; Gastropoda; Planorbidae
Product: protocadherin-like protein
Exons: 18
Coding region: 322-2475 (717 amino acids)
Biological process (GO): homophilic cell-cell adhesion
Cellular component (GO): membrane
Molecular function (GO): calcium ion binding
Source: RefSeq, a predicted model, not a curated record